This is a messenger RNA of Cyprinodon tularosa, 1335 nucleotides long. It is a transcript of the gene cpo, whose product is annotated as carboxypeptidase O. The record is from RefSeq and is a predicted model, not a curated record. The transcript has 9 exons. Gene Ontology annotation, biological process: proteolysis. Lineage: Eukaryota; Metazoa; Chordata; Actinopteri; Cyprinodontiformes; Cyprinodontidae. Gene Ontology annotation, molecular function: zinc ion binding; metallocarboxypeptidase activity. Bases 90 to 1172 code for a protein of 360 amino acids.
AGGGGCAAAGGUCAAGCUUUAUCAGAUCACGUAAAUCAAGGCUUUGCAAAGGAAAGUAUCAAACAAGCGUUUCCUUCAACUAAGACGCAAUGAUGAACGUGGUGGGUCUCUUAUUUGUGCCGUUGCUCCUGGCGCCGGGGGUAUUAACGCUGGAGAGCAACAGAGCGGAGCAUGACUACUACAAGUACCAUCCAAUGGAGAAGAUCAGCACCUGGAUGACUCAGAUGGAGAAGGAUCACCCCGAUGUGGUGACCAUAGUGGAUUAUGGGAAGACUUACGAGAACAGGACUAUAAGCUUGCUGAGGAUUGGUCUGAAAACUGAAGCCAAAAAAAAGGCCAUCUGGAUGGACUGUGGAAUUCACGCUAGAGAGUGGAUCGCUCCGGCCUUCUGUCAGUACUUUGUCAGACAGAUUCUCCAGACAUAUAAAACAGAUGCUAAAAUGGAAGCAAUGAUGACGAACAUGGACUUCUACAUCACGCCGGUGCUCAACAUAGAUGGCUACAUGUAUUCCUGGAAGGACAACUCAACCCGACUGUGGAGGAAGAACAGGUCACCAGGACCUUCAGGCGGCUGCUACGGCACCGAUCUCAACCGCAACUUUGAUGCCAACUGGGGCACCGUUGGGGUGUCGUCUGACUGCUCCUUUAACAUCUACUGUGGGAGAGGGCCCAUCUCAGAGCCCGAAGCCCAGGCCGUAACUUAUUUUGUCGGAAGCCGAAAGGAAGACUUCCUGUGUUUCCUCACCAUCCACUCCUACGGCCAGCUGCUCCUGGUUCCCUACGGACACCCCAACUUCACCGCCCCCAACUAUGAGGAGCUGAUGAAUGUGGGAAAGGGUGCAGCUGAAGCCAUUUGGAAAGUCCAUGGGAAAAACUACACAGUAGGAACCUCCCCGGAUGUAUUAUAUGCCAACUCAGGUUCAUCUAGAGACUGGGCUCGAAUGCAGGACAUCCCCCUGACCUUCACCUUUGAGCUGAGAGAUAACGGAACGUACGGCUUUGAACUCCCCGAGGACCAGAUCCAGCCGACCUGCGAGGAGGCCUACCAUGGGGCUCUGCACAUCAUCACCUACGCCCAUGACAAGACCUUUAGCGGUGCGGCAGCCGCUGCUGCAGCAACCCUUUGGACCAUGCUGUUAGCGGUGGGGGUCUCCGGGGCCAACCUGCUGUGAGGAGAAAAGCUGCUCUCAAACUAUAAAUAGAAGGAGUUUCUUAUAUUUGAGCAGAACCUGUGAUUAUAUUUCACUAAAUAUUUCUUUGUUUUUAAGUUUAUUAGGAUACAAUGACUGCAAAAUAUAUUGCAUGAGUAACUAAUAAAUUUUUACUACACACUGA